AUGGAGGGCAGGCUGAGGAGCUGGCAAACCAUGUCAAUAGUAAACAUAAUCAUAAAAAGGUUCUUCAUAUGAUUGAUACAGGGUCAUGAGACAACCCCCCCCCCCCCCCAUAAUUUUUCGUCUCAUUGACAGGCUCGCCCUUAUUUUACAGCAGCGCUAGCGCGGUUGCCUCACUUGACCACCAGGGUUCAGUAGCCUCCCAUGUAGCAGCCUCAUCCUCCUUACCUUUACGCUCAACUGAAAACCCGAGCGUUGAGUAAAUACAACUGGUCAUACUUAAAACUAAGUUAAGUGUAGCUCGGACAAUUGUUAAGUAAACACUUACGCUUUAUAACCCGGAGGUAUGGACAAUAUAAUGCGUUAUAAAGUUAUGCAGCCUAUUUACCAUUACAUUCAACAACAGGAUUAUCCUACUCACUGUUUAUCCUUUGGUUUAACUUAAUGAUUCAUGCAAAGAAAAAGUGAAGCCUACUUAAAUUAGGCUUAUAUGGGCCGCAUAUGAAUCAGAAAACCGUAUGACUUUGAAUCAUAAUUCCCACGUCGCAUUAUAGGCAACUUGGGAGAUGAGAAUGGAUAGAUGCAGACUUCUGUCAUUCCUACUACUUACUAUAUAACAAUUCAUGCAUGCUAAUAGCGUCCAACCGUGCCGAUAAAAGGGACCAGACGAUGUGACUCACAUCCAUGCAAAUAAAAAAAACGUGGCGCGGCUCAAACGUUAUCAGUUAGACGCUCUGGUUUUAGGGGGCGUUAAGGUGAGCUCCAGUAGGUUUAACUAUCUUUGGUUUACCAGCAACUUCGAUGAGCGACGGACGAGAAAGGAGCCUGGUUUUCAGUGGGCCUAUUAUAACGGUUCUUCUUCCCGUCUCUGGGAAGGAAGCACGGUCGGAGCCGAACGACCCAGACACUGACCGGCGUCUGCAGACAACAACGGGGAGAGUGGCGGCGGUCGCCGUCCCGUGUGCCCCCCUGCGGAAAUGGAAAUGACCACCAGCGGUUCAAACGGCGACUCGAAAGGCGAUUAUGUCAAUCGCGAUGGGCUGAACGGAGGAAACAGUGGAGACACGACCGAGAUAACCGUGCCUCUGACUCUGCCCAAGCGGAUGACGCCCGUGGAGGGCAACAAUCUAUACCGAUUACGGGACAGGAAAUUUGUGCUGGAGGAUAAAAAGCGUCUCUGCGCGUGGGCUCUGGGCGUCGCGCUCCUCGGCAUCCUGCUGAUGAUCUGCCGCGCCGAGAUGUGCCCGUCUGUUUAUCAUCCGGGUUCUUCCUAUUCCUUCAUCAUCAGCUGCUCCAUCAGUAUGUCUACAGCCUGUCUGCUGGUCCUCAUCAUAGCUUUCCAUUAUAAAGACAUUAGGCUCUUCAUCAUCGACCACCACCACGUGGACUGGCGCAUCGCUAUGACCGGCCACAAGAUGCUGCUCAUCUCCCUGGAGCUGCUGGUGUGCGCGGUGCACCCCGUGGGGACCUACUGGGAGGUGGCCCUCUCCACCCCGGAGUGGCGCACCCAGCGCCUCGACGCCAACACCUCCCUCUCGCCCACGGCGUCCGUGCUGUGCGUGUCGGAGCGGCACGGCGAGCGCGUGGCGGACGCGGAGCUGCUGCUGUCCCUGCUGAUGUUCCUGCGGCUGUACCUGGUGCACCGCGCCAUCCUGCUGCACAGCAAGGUGCUGCUGAGCGCCUCGUACCGCAGCAUCGGCUCGCUCAACAACAUCAACUUCACCUUCCGCUUCGUGCUCAAGGUGCUGAUGGACAAGUACCCGGCGCGCACCCUGCUGGCGUUCAUCCUGCUCAUCUGGCUGGUGGCGUCAUGGAUGCUCACCCUGUGCGAGAGGCAGAAGCAGCAGGUGAAGACGGGGAACAUGGACACGGCCCUGUGGCUCAUCGCCAUCACCUUCCUCACCGUUGGUUACGGCGACGUAUCGCCAGAGACGAGCUGCGGCAAGGGCGUGUGUCUUCUCACCGGCGUCAUGGGCGUAGCAUGCACUGCCAUGCUGGUGGCGGUAGUGACUAAGAAGCUGGCCUUGAACAAAGGAGAGAAGCACGUCCACUUCUUCAUGCUGGAUAUCCAGAUCUCUAAGAGGAUCCGGCACGCGGCCGCCAACGUCCUGAGGGAGUGCUGGCUGCGUCACCGCACCAACCUCUGCCGCAGGAGCAACGCCGAGCAGCGCAGACACCAGCGGUGCCUGCUGGAGGCCAUCAGAGUAUUCCGCCACCUGCGUCUCAAGCAGAGGAAGCUGAGAGACUACGCCAGUGAGAUGGUGGACCUCCCGAAGAUGCAGAUGAUCAUGUGCGACCUGAGCGCCAACUGGAACAACUCGUACCGGGAGCUGGAGCAGCGCAUCCUGUCCAUGGAGCAGAAGCUAGACGAUCUGAACCAAUGCUUCCAGCAGACUUCCGAGCUCCUGUCCCGAGCGCUGUGCCACCGCAACCCAGAUAUCAGGUAGCACAGUCGGGACUCUUUGGCCACUCUCGGGAGUCAGGUCCGUUGGAACUCAGUCUAGCCAAGUAUGAAGCCAGUAGAUAACACACCAAUAACACGGUAACAUGCCGCAACAUGAAAACCUGCACAAUAUAAUAUCUUGAUUGGUCGUUCUAAAGCUGCUCAACAGAUACAAACCCUGUAUGAACCACACUGAAUGUACUUCAAAGAAGUAUGAUUUAUUUUAUUUUAUAUGUUAAAUGCUACAUAGACUUUUGGAGACUAUUCUGUAGUCUCUGGCCUGUAUGAAUAUUAGUGUGUUGAUUUCGCUACAUUUCAUAAAGAGGCUAACAUUGCCUUAUUCCUGGGGAAUACAAAAAUAUAUUUUGUAGGAAAGUGCUUGCUUCUGACGCAUCGCUGUUUAGCUUCUACUUGAAAUGAAAAGUUAAAAAGCCCACAAAUUGAUUAUAAUUGUUUGCUACAAA
Gadus macrocephalus (Pacific cod) is the source of this 2904-nucleotide messenger RNA. It is a transcript of the gene kcnn4, whose product is annotated as potassium intermediate/small conductance calcium-activated channel, subfamily N, member 4. The coding region runs from base 975 to 2444 and encodes 489 amino acids. Gene Ontology annotation, molecular function: small conductance calcium-activated potassium channel activity; calmodulin binding; intermediate conductance calcium-activated potassium channel activity. Gene Ontology annotation, cellular component: neuronal cell body; neuron projection; plasma membrane. Gene Ontology annotation, biological process: potassium ion transmembrane transport. The transcript is spliced from 8 exons. Lineage: Eukaryota; Metazoa; Chordata; Actinopteri; Gadiformes; Gadidae. The record is from RefSeq and is a predicted model, not a curated record.